AUGUCGACGCGGUGUCUCUCCUCGCUGACGAGGCUCCGUCGUGCCCAGCAUGCCGUGCGUUUCCAUGGCUCUACGGAAUCUGAUCGACGCUGCGGUCAGGGUCGCCACAUGAGGCCCUCACGGUGGAUAACACAGCUGGUUGCCGUGGCGAACGGUCCCCAGGCCUCUGCCAACACCCGAGCUUUUGCACAUCAUCCGGGAUUGGCCUUGAGGGGUGUUUGCCGCGUCGUGUCUGCUAGGAUACAUUCUUCUUCGUGCAGCACAGCCGAGCUUUCUUCCACCCCUGUCUCCAAUUCACGCGUUUCGGAGGAGGUUACGGAACAAUUUGGUUAUUAUUCGGAUAUGGCUGUUGCAGACGAGGCAAAACACGGUCCGUUGGCCGACGACGAGGUUGCCGUGGACCCGGAGUCCGAUGUCGAUGUGCCCCUGGAGGCCGAAGAGCUUCAGAAUGCCCUGUCGAGACCACCGCCGGUGAAUAGCGAUUACCUGCCACUGCCCUGGAAAGGGAGGCUAGGCUAUGCCUGUCUGAACACAUAUUUGCGAUACUCGAAUCCGCCGGUGUUUUGUUCACGCACGUGUCGCAUUGCCUCCAUUCUGGAGAAUCGGCAUCCACUCGCGGAUCCCUUGCAACCCGCCCAUCCCACCAAGAACCGCCCGGAUCGAACCCAGCCCGCAGAUGUUGCACGGGGCCAGGCCUUUGUGGAGUCCCUGGGCCUUGCCAAUGCGCGAGAUCUGGUGAAGAUGGUCCGGUGGAAUGACCGCUACGGCAUCAAGUUCAUGCGUCUGAGCAGUGAGAUGUUCCCCUUCGCCAGCCACAAGGAAUAUGGCUACAAGUUAGCGCCGUUUGCCUCGGAGGUGCUCGCCGACACAGGCCGGGUGAUCGCUGAGCUGGGCCACCGUGUAUCAGUCCAUCCCGGCCAGUUUACUCAGUUAGGCUCGCCCAAGAAGGAGGUUGUGGAGAGCUCCUUUCGUGAUCUCGAAUACCACUCGGAGAUGCUGCAGCUCCUCCAGCUGCCGCCCCAACAAGACCGCGAUGCGGUCAUGAUCCUCCAUAUGGGCGGAGUGUUUGGAGACAAGGAAGCGACCCUUGACCGGUUUCGCGAGAACUACAAGCUGCUAUCCCAAGAUGUUAAAAAUCGCCUAGUCCUAGAAAACGAUGACGUGAGUUGGACCGUUCAUGACCUGCUUCCUAUCUGCGAAGAAUUGAAUAUACCCCUGGUCCUCGACUAUCACCAUCACAAUAUCAUGUUUGAUUCCAGUCAGCUCCGUGAAGGAACGCUGGACAUUAUGGCGCUAUAUGAUCGGAUCAAAGCUACUUGGACCCGCAAAGAGAUCACCCAAAAGAUGCACUACUCUGAGCCUGAGCCAUCCGCCAUCACGAACCGCCAGCGCCGCAAACACAGCCCACGGGUUUCGACUCUACCACCGUGCGACCCAACCAUGGACCUUAUGAUCGAGGCCAAGGAUAAAGAGCAAGCUGUUUUCGAGCUUAUGCGCAAUUUCAGACUGCCGGGACACAAUCUGUUUAGCGAUAUCAUCCCCCACAUCCGCGAUGAUGAAAACAAGCCCUUCAAGCCCCCCCGAAAACCCUCCAGCAAGAAGAAUGGCUUUGUCGAUUUGGACGCCUUGGCGCCUCCCCCACCCACCGUUUCCGAGGAUGAAGUCGGCAUGGGCGGACCCGAAGGUCGGGUCUACUGGCCCCCGGGCAUGGAAGAGUGGCUGCGGCCAGCCAAGAAGACGGUCAAAGUCAAGGCAACAAAGAGUCCCAAGAAGAGCCGCGCAACCAAGAAAACCGGCGAGGUUGAAGCCACCACGGUCGACGGCCCUGAGGCGGCCGAUGAGGCUCCCGAAAUCUCCCCUCAAACCCCGGUCAAGACACCACGCAAACGGGCCCAGCGCACUUCGAGUGUGAAGAAACAAGUUGGAAGGAAACGAAAGGCCUCCGAGUCGCCCUCUACUCCCUCGAGUUCGGAAAAUGAGUCUCCCGGCCUAGACGGGAUGCCUGAGCCGUCCCUGACGAUCUCCACCGCAGUUCGACGCAGUCGACGAGCGAAGAAGGUCAUGUAUAUUCAAAGAAAACAACAAUCUCCGCUCGAGACGCUGGCUCCUAAACCGCCGUUCCGAACACGCUGGUUACCCCCGCCGCCGACCUUUUGGCGCCAGCCCCCGUCUCGCUUCCUCCCCUCCAUCUUCCAGCGAAGAAAGCGAAACCCGCGGACGGGCGCCCUCCCUCUCGUACUGCGAGUGCUGUUCGGCCCGCACGCGAGCCGCCGAGUGCUCUCGCGCCUCUGGGGGUUCCGGCACGAGACGAUCCCCGCCCUAGGCCACCGGGCGCAAGCACGCAUCUACAAAGCGCUCGUCAAUCGACAGGCGAGGCUGCAGCGGAGGCGACGCGCGGGUGGUGGUGUUCUUGCCUAUCUCCUGGGUCGCAGGACACGUGGUGUACCGGGCUGGAAUUUCUCAAGAAGCAGCACAGGAGGAGGGCGAGUACGACUCGGCGGGAGCAGUUGGAGGCGCCUGAAGAAGGACGCGUCGAGAGGAGCGGAAAGCGGGCCCUCAGUCCUGAGGGAUGCCGAGCAGAAGAGGCCCAUGGCGCAGUCAGGUCUCUCCUCGUCGAUGUCAUGGGGCCCUGCGGACGAGACGCCGGCCAGGGAACCAGGGGCGCGGCGGAAAAAGGUCUUUGAGUAUCUGAAGGCUGCCAACGAGCUGCGACAGACGUACCAGGCGCAGUGGGCGGCGCAGCGGAACGGAGCACAACGCGAUCUCUACGAUGAUACGCCGGGGGCGUUUCCGGACGUCGACGUCGCCAGGUCCGGGGAUGUCGAGUUGGUCCUGUUUCCGAGCUACGCGAGGCGGCUCGGCCGGAGGCAGACCCGGUCGAGAGUGGACAGUGGGCGGUACGGGACGACACAGUGGGAAGAUCUUGACGAGGACAACACGGUGGUGGAUGUUGAUGUGCAUGGCUGGAUUUCUGCACCGCAUCGGGGCCCGCCGACUCGCAAGCAGCGCCUCAUCAUCGCUCUCGCCAGGAAGUUGAGUGGUGUUCCGGCUCCGCCGUCGGUUGCAGCGGCCGAUAGCAGCGAGGAUUCGUCUCAGGAUAUGAGCUCUGCUGCCAGGCUAUCUGCCAAAGGCGAAGACGAGUUCGCUCGUAAGGAGGCCGAGCGGAUGAUCCACGAUGCAGAGAGGGAUGCGGAUCCGGAAUGGAGAGCGGCUUCGUCUGAUGACCCGGAUGAGAGGUUCUUUGGCCGGCCGCCUCGCCGGACGACAACACAGUCCUCCAUUACCUCCACAAGAGGCGAUCUUUCCAUGGAGAACACAAAUCUCAUGGAGAGACUCCGCCCGUUUCUGUCCUCGCCAGUGGGCGAGCUGCCUGUCACUGUCUUCUUUUUCAACGAUGACAAAAGCCAGGCAAGGAAUGUUCUGACAGAUGAGUUUGGACACUUCUCCUUGCGCGCAGCUCUGCCCUUUGUUCCGACCCAGCUUCGCAUUUUGGCUUCAGAAAGCCUGUCAGUCUCUCAAGCCAUCCGGAUCAGUGAGCCUUCUGGCAUUUCUCUCAUCAGCGAUAUUGACGACACUGUCAAACACUCUGCGAUCACCGGCCGUGCGCGGGAUAUCUUCCGGAACGUCUUCGUGCGCGAACUCGCCGAUCUCAAAGUCGAUGGAGUCGCCGAGUGGUAUAAGAAACUGACAGAGCUGGGCGUGGAGAUCCAUUACGUUUCCAACGCCCCGUGGCAGUUAUACUCCCUACUUGACAAGUUUUUCAAGUUGGUGGGACUUCCACAGGGUUCCUUCCAAAUGAAACAGUAUACCGGGAGAUUACAGGGGAUUUUCGAGCCUGCUGCUGAAAAGAAAAGAGCCUCUUUGGAUAGGAUCCUGCGCGACUUUCCCGAGCGUAAAUUCAUCCUGGUUGGUGAUAGCGGAGAAGCCGACUUGGAGGUCUAUACGGACCUUGUCAUGGCCAAUCCGGGACGGGUAUUGGGCGUUUUCAUCCGAGACGUCACUACGCCUGCCCAGAGGAAGUUCUUUGAGAAGUCCGUAAACCAUCUGGAGCGCCCUCCAGCGGCCCGGAGCGUCAGUACGGGCCAAAUUUCCAGUCAAUCGGAUCCGGUUGAAAAACGACCAGCUUUGCCUCCUCGGCCCCCUCGAGGGAUCUCGGCUCCGGUUGUGGACGCGCAGAGUCUUGACAAUGAGGAUCUGAUCGAUCUCCGAGAUGAGGAAGAGGGAGAAAAGAGCGCUGUACCUCCUGCUACACAAAGUCGCAAGCCAGUCAACAGUCGUCAGCCCCCCGCAAAGCCUUCCAAGCCAUUGUCUCUGCGCACAGCUGCGACGAGUCAAGACAGUGUGGAUGGGGGCAGUAAGGAGACCAACACUGCACAAUUACAAGACGUUAUCCGCCGCAAACCUGUUCCUCCACUUCCUAGCCGGCGUCCUGUUCCCACCGCAGCGUCGUCGAUGGAUCGGGGGACAGAUGGGUCUCCCGGAGCAGGCCAGCCAUUGUCUACCGGCAUCACCAAUACGAUCCAAAACGCCGUUGUGGGAGCGUACAACACUCUUCCGUCCACAGCAGACUACCUGCCUAUACAAAGCAAGGCGUCCAAUGCCAAUCUGGGCGAAUCGCAGCAAUCAAGUGACUCGCAGUCCUCUUCCCGGUCCAAACAGCCUCCUCCGCCACCUCCUCCUCCACGCCGAUCCAACACCGCAGCAUCGACGACUUCAAGCUCUCAAAACCGCCAACCACAACCUAAACAAUCGUAUCCUGCCGCUGCCGCCACGGCCGCAUACCAAUAUGCCUCUGAUCGCCUGGGCGGGUCUUCUUCCCCAGCCACCACAUUCAGCCAAAUGGAUAUCGUCAACAAUACCAACACCUAUAACAACACCUAUAACUAUAACAAUAAAAACGGCGACGGCAAUAAUCUAGACUCGUACGUGCCCCCGGCCCCCCUACCCAACAAGCGCGAGGAACUCUGGCGCCGCCGCUGGGAACGCGCCCGCGGUAUUUUUGAGGGGCUGGACAUCGUGCUGGGCAGCUGGCGCGUGGGCAGCGACGUCCAGGACGUCUGUGUGUGGUUGGUCCAGGAGGAGCUGCAAGCGAUCCAAAGCAAGAGACAAGACGCAUCUUCCCCUAAGCCUGAGAAGGGUAGUUUGAUUUGA
This is a messenger RNA of Penicilliopsis zonata CBS 506.65, 5151 nucleotides long. RefSeq lists its product as hypothetical. The record is from RefSeq and is a predicted model, not a curated record. Gene Ontology annotation, biological process: nucleotide-excision repair; mitochondrial DNA repair; response to UV. The transcript is spliced from 3 exons. NCBI's taxonomy places the organism in Eukaryota, Fungi, Ascomycota, Eurotiomycetes, Eurotiales, Aspergillaceae. Gene Ontology annotation, cellular component: nucleus; mitochondrion. Gene Ontology annotation, molecular function: phosphatidate phosphatase activity; endonuclease activity. Bases 1 to 5151 code for a protein of 1716 amino acids.